CCUCUUCCUCCUCUUCAGUCAACCUACACAUGGGCAACAACCACAGCCAGCAACAGCUCUCGUCACACCGACACCGCUUCUCCCGCAGAGCAAAGGAAGACUCCAGCUACACCGCCAGCUCGUCGAGCUCGUCAACGCGGCAUCCGCACGCAGCAAGCACCGGAGGGCAACAGAGCACUGAGAGUGCGGUGCAAGCAGAAGAAGCAGACAGUCAGGGCCACAAGGGCAGUACAGAGUCUGUGCCCCGGCCGGAAUUGCCGAAUGCGGAUUUGGGCGCCGCCGAAGCCUCAAAACAGCACACAGACAUGCCUACAGUGCCAGCGACGGUUCCUUGUCAGUAUCGAACAGGAAAGACACUUGGCAGUGGUACUUAUGCUAUCGUCAAAGAGGCCGUCCACAUCAAGACUGGGAAGUACUAUGCAUGCAAAGUUAUUAAUAAAAAGUUGAUGGAGGGCCGGGAGUUCAUGGUACGAAAUGAGAUCGCAGUGCUGAAGAGAAUCUCCAGUGGUCACACCAAUGUAGUUACUCUCCACGACUAUUUUGAGACCGCCAACAACCUGUACUUGUGCUUCGACUUGUGCACCGGAGGGGAGCUUUUCGAUCGCAUAUGUGCAAAGGGAAAUUACCACGAACCUGAUGCUGCCGGACUAGUUCGUACCAUCAUGAAGGCCGUCCAGUAUAUCCACGAUAGCGGCAUCGUUCACAGAGACCUGAAGCCCGAGAAUCUUCUGUUCCGUACUCCUGCUGAGGACGCGGAUAUCAUGAUCGCGGACUUUGGUCUCAGUCGCGUCAUGGAGGAGGAGCGCUUUCAGAUGCUAACAGAAAUUUGUGGCACCCCUGGCUACAUGGCUCCCGAAAUCUUCAAAAAAACUGGUCACGGAAAGCCCGUCGAUAUUUGGGCCAUGGGCGUCAUCACAUACUUCCUUUUGGCCGGCUAUACCCCCUUCGAUCGCGAAAACCAGCAGCAAGAGAUGGAAGCCAUCAUUGCUGGUGACUAUAAAUUCGAGCCAGCUGAAUACUGGGCGAACGUAUCGGAUACCGCGAAGGAUUUCGUGGCCGAAUGUCUUACCAUCGACCCAACCUCCCGCCCAACUGCUGCGCAGAUGCUGCAGCACAGGUGGCUGUCGGACGAGCUCCCGCAUUUUGUGCCGGAUCCCACAAGCCCAACAGGAGGACCCACUGACUUGUUACCGCACAUCCAGAAGAAGUUGGAUGCAAGGAGCAAAUUCCGUAAAGUAGUAUUAGGUAUCACAGCGAUGAAGCGUAUGUCUCUCUUGGCCCACCCAUCUCCUGCGGCACGAGAGUUGGAGGCCAAUCUCUUGAAGUAUAAGGAGGAGUCUGAGAAGGAAAACGCCAAUGAGGAUCUGGAAGUCUUGCACCACCACAACCGCGAUUCUGGCGAUUACAAUCCUGAGCUAGUAGCAGAUCGGCUGACGAAGCGCGAGUCGGUUGACAAGCUGAAGAAGACGGACGACAUCUCUUUGACCAACCACAAAGACGGGCAGCCACUUGCGAAGGCGAUGGAAGGCCUCUCCGUGGACGACACUACGCCGAAUUAGGUGUAGACGAGACUGCACGAUCAGAAUUGUCAAGUUAUCCAUGUUAAGGAUGAGGAAGAUGUGCGUGCGUCGGAGGACGCAUAUCACGUCCGGAGGUUCCCCAGAUGAUCUAGCUGGAUUAGGGGCUCGGGGAGGUUAAUGGUGCUCGCUUCACGUCGCCACUGACGAUUGUAGUUCUAGUCUAAGAAUCUCAUUAGUACCCUUCAUCAUUGGUUUGUCUGCUGCUCCGCGUUUGCCUUGUAUUCGUUAAACGAUGAAAUGGAAAUGAAAUGACAGCAUGCUGUUUGCAUCUCGG
This is a messenger RNA of Heterobasidion irregulare TC 32-1, 1854 nucleotides long. RefSeq lists its product as uncharacterized. The record is from RefSeq and is a predicted model, not a curated record. The coding region runs from base 30 to 1559 and encodes 509 amino acids. Gene Ontology annotation, biological process: cellular response to oxidative stress; protein phosphorylation. The transcript is spliced from 14 exons. Gene Ontology annotation, molecular function: calmodulin binding; ATP binding; calcium/calmodulin-dependent protein kinase activity. Lineage: Eukaryota; Fungi; Basidiomycota; Agaricomycetes; Russulales; Bondarzewiaceae.